This is a messenger RNA of Manis javanica (Malayan pangolin), 1555 nucleotides long. RefSeq names its product DExD-box helicase 39A (gene DDX39A). The record is from RefSeq and is a predicted model, not a curated record. NCBI's taxonomy places the organism in Eukaryota, Metazoa, Chordata, Mammalia, Pholidota, Manidae. Gene Ontology annotation, molecular function: nucleic acid binding; ATP binding; RNA helicase activity.
UCUCUUGAGUGAAAAGCCAGCGGCCCAGUGAGCGGAGCCGCAGUUGGACGCAGGAGGCAGGAAGCAUGACCGCCCUUGUUGGAGCGCGCGACCGGUAACUGGAGUCGAGCUGCCUUCCUUGGAGCACGCGGAGGCGAACGUGUCAUGGCAGAACAGGAUGUGGAGAGCGAACUUCUGGAUUAUGAGGAAGACGAAGAGCCCCAGGCCCCUCCAGAGAGCUCUCCAAUUCCCCCCAAGAAAGACGUCAAGGGUUCCUACGUUUCCAUCCACAGCUCUGGCUUCCGGGACUUUCUGCUGAGGCCAGAGCUUCUGAGGGCCAUCGUGGACUGUGGUUUUGAGCACCCAUCUGAGGUUCAGCACGAGUGCAUUCCCCAGGCCAUCCUGGGCAUGGACAUCCUGUGCCAGGCCAAGUCUGGGAUGGGCAAGACAGCGGUGUUUGUGCUGGCCACCCUGCAGCAGAUCGAGCCUAUCAAUGGACAGGUGACAGUCCUCGUCAUAUGCCACACAAGGGAGCUGGCCUUCCAGAUCAGCAAGGAGUAUGAGCGCUUCUCCAAGUACAUGCCCAGCGUCAAGGUGUCUGUAUUCUUCGGGGGUCUCUCCAUCAAGAAGGAUGAAGAGGUGUUGAAGAAGAACUGUCCCCACGUUGUGGUGGGCACACCAGGCCGGAUCCUGGCACUUGGGCGGAACAGGAGCCUCAGCCUGAAGAAUGUGAAGCACUUUGUGCUGGACGAGUGUGACAAGAUGCUGGAGCAGCUGGAUAUGCGGCAGGACGUGCAGGCUAUCUUCCACCUGACACCUCAUGAGAAGCAGUGCAUGAUGUUCAGUGCCACACUGAGCAAGGAUAUCCGGCCUGUCUGCAGGAAGUUCAUGCAAGACCCCCUGGAGGUGUUUGUGGAUGAUGAGACCAAGCUCACUCUACAUGGCCUGCAGCAGUACUACGUCAAGCUCAAAGACAGCGAGAAGAACCGCAAGCUCUUUGACCUCUUGGAUGUUCUGGAGUUCAACCAGGUGCUGAUCUUUGUGAAGUCUGUGCAGCGUUGCAUGGCCCUGGCCCAGCUCCUAGUGGAGCAGAACUUCCCGGCUAUCGCCAUCCACAGGGGCAUGGCCCAGGAGGAGCGUCUGUCAUGCUACCAGCAGUUCAAGGACUUCCAGCAGCGGAUGCUGGUAGCCACAAAUCUGUUUGGCCGAGGGAUGGACAUCGAGCGAGUCAACAUUGUUUUCAACUAUGACAUGCCUGAGGACUCGGACACCUACCUUCACCGGGUGGCCCGUGCAGGGCGCUUUGGCACUAAGGGCCUGGCCAUCACUUUUGUGUCUGAUGAAAAUGAUGCCAAAAUCCUCAAUGAUGUUCAGGACCGGUUUGAAGUGAAUGUGGCAGAACUUCCGGAGGAAAUCGACAUUUCCACCUACAUUGAACAGAGCCGGUAACCAUGUGCCUGGCCGCCUGGAGCUGCCCUGCCUCUUAAGUGCUGCUUCCAAGUUUUCUAGGCAACAGUGGACCUUUUUAUUGUUCAAAAGCUGUAGAUUUAUGUAAGAAUAAAUGUUUGUUAUGGAA